Messenger RNA from Cajanus cajan (pigeon pea), 1365 nucleotides. RefSeq names its product aspartic proteinase Asp1. Gene Ontology annotation, molecular function: aspartic-type endopeptidase activity. Gene Ontology annotation, biological process: proteolysis. NCBI's taxonomy places the organism in Eukaryota, Viridiplantae, Streptophyta, Magnoliopsida, Fabales, Fabaceae. The record is from RefSeq and is a predicted model, not a curated record.
UUCUCCAUCUCAUUUCAGUUACCUUCCAAAGAUGGAUGUGAAGAGCACAUCGACCAUGCUUUUCUUCUUUCUGCUCCUCUCUGCCAUUUUCCCAACCUCUUCCUCUGCUCCUUUCUACUUUGUUUUCCAGAUUCAAGGAAAUGUAUAUCCACUUGGGUAUUACACGGUGAAGCUCUCCAUUGGCAAUCCUCCCAAGUCUUUUGAUCUUGACAUUGACACGGGUAGUGAUCUCACUUGGGUAGAGUGUGAUGCACCAUGUUCAGGUUGCACCAUACCUCGUGAUCGACAGUAUAAACCCCACGACAACCUAGCGAAAUGUGGGAAUCCUUUGUGCGCCUGUGAUGGCCCAAAUGGGCAAUGUGAGUAUGAGGUUCAGUAUGCAGACCAAGGAUCAUCUCAUGGUGUGUUAGUUCAAGAUAAUAUUCUCUUUAAAGUCAGCUCUACAUCUUUAGCACACCCUAUGCUGGUUUUCGGGUGUGGAUAUGAUCAGAAGCAUCCUGGUCAUAGUCCCCCACCUUCCACAGCAGGGGUUCUUGGCCUUGGAAAUGGCAGAAUAAGCAUUCUGUCACAGCUUAAUUCUCUUGGUCUAAUUCGCAAUGUGGUGGGACACUGCUUAAGCGGGAGAGGAGGAGGCUUUUUAUUCUUUGGUGGUAUGCUCAUUCCCCAAUCUGGUAUAGUUUGGACCCCAAUAUUGCAGAGUUCCUCUUCCUCGGUAAAGCACUACAAAACAGGUCCAGCAGACCUGUUGUUCAAUGGAAAGCCUACUUCUGUGAAGGGUCUUGAACUUAUAUUUGAUAGUGGAGCUUCCUACACAUACUUCAAUUCCCAAGCUUAUGGAGCUUUCGUUCAACUGGUAACUAAUGAUAUAAAGGGGAAGCAAUUGAGUAGAGCAACUAAGGAUCCAUCUCUGCCAAUUUGUUGGAAGGGUCCAAAGCCUUUCAAAUCUCUACAUGAUGUCACUAGCAAUUUUAAGGCCCUAGCACUGAGCUUCACAAAAUCCAAGAAUUCACUGCUGCAACUACCACCACAAGCUUAUUUAAUUGUCACUACUCAUGGCAAUGUUUGCUUGGGGAUUCUAAAUGGCACUGAAAUAGGACUAGAAAAUGCUAACUUAAUUGGAGCCAUCUCUUUACAAGAUAAGAUAGUGAUUUAUGACAACGAGAACCAGCAGAUUGGAUGGACCUCUGCAAAUUGUGGUGAAUCAUGUUUCGAGACGUGAAUUGUGGGUUACUAAUAUGUAUCCAAAUAAACCUCUCAAAUCAUAAAUAAAUCUGAUGAAUUUUCUCUUUAUCUUAGCCUUGCAACUUUUGAUGUUAUAGAUUGUCAUUAAGUUUUUACUAGUUAGGCAAGAAAUAUUACGGUGCU